UCCACAAAAUCAUGAAUGUUUUAGCUUGCAUGUACGCCGUUACGUAUGCCGUUUGAUUUAUCAGAAUUUUAUCUGAAAAGCAGGAUAAAACAUCAACGGCAGCUAACCGUUUUAGAAAGUCGACCACCAGUUUAUCUUAGUAAGUUACCACUCCUCGGAUGGCUGGAUGGAAGGGGCAAUCGGAAUCGAGAAGGUAACCCAAAUUUCGGAAGGAAAUAAUUAGAGUUAGGGUUUCAAAAUGAACCUCAUAACUACUACUAGCACUCUGUCACUGAGCACUAGUUGUAGUAGUAACGAUUUUUGUUGUUGUAGUUAUGCCCCAAAAAUUCCACAUAAAUCCAUCUUCGGUUCUUCGUUAUUUCAUAGUGUAAACCGCAAUCGUCUCCUUCAAUACACUAUGACCAACAACAACAACAAAAACCCUUUAAAUCUGGUACGAAAUAGGAAAAGAAGAUCUCUCUUCAGAUUCUUAUCCUCCUCCUCUUCACCGCCACCACCACCACCACUUGAUAAUUCAACUACCACUCUUCCUCUUACUCCACCAUCCCCACAAAAGGAGGAAGAUGAUGUGUUACAAAGACAAGGUCCUGAUUUGCAAACAUUAUUUAAAAGAUUUUGGAAAGUUGCAUCACCUUAUUGGUUUUCAGAUGAUAAAGUUGAAGCUAGGAUACGUCUUGCUUCUGUUUUUGCUCUUACUUUAGCUACUACUGGUAUUAGUGUUGGAUUCAAUUUCCUUGGUCGCGACUUCUAUAAUGCCCUUGCAAAUAAGGAUCAAGAACAAUUUACAAAGCAGCUAAUGUAUUAUUUGGCUGCAUUUACUGGAGGAACUCCGGUCUUUGUAUUGAGGGAUUACGCCAAGGAAACGCUUGCAUUGAGAUGGAGAUCUUGGAUGACAAGUUAUUACAUGGAUCGCUAUCUUAAGAAUCAAACCUUCUACAAGAUUCAAUCCCAGUCCAUAAUUGAUAAUCCAGACCAACGGAUUGUAGAUGAUCUAAGUUCUUUUACAGGAACAGCACUUUCGUUUUCCUUGACACUCUUCAGUACUGCGGUAGACUUAGUAUCAUUUAGUAACAUCCUCUUAGGUAUAUAUCCUCCAUUGUUUGUUAUACUUAUUGCGUACUCGCUCGGGGGAACAGCAAUCAGUAUCUUUCUUGGCAGGGGACUUGUAAAUUUGAAUUUUCUUCAAGAGAAAAAAGAAGCCGAUUUUCGAUAUGGGCUUGUACGUGUAAGAGAAAAUGCUGAAUCAAUUGCUUUCUAUGGUGGCGAGGAGAAUGAGAUUCAGCUACUGCUGCAGCGAUUCAGAAGCGCUUUCGAAAACUUGAGUCAACUGUUGAUAUCUUCUCGAAAUCUGGAGUUCUUCACCAAUGGUUACCGCUACUUAAUUCAGAUUCUUCCUGCCGCGGUUGUAGCUCCCAUGUAUUUUUCGGGAAAAAUUGAGUUUGGAGUCAUCAAUCAGUCUGUAUCAGCUUUUAAUCAUAUACUUGGCGAUUUCUCUCUUAUUGUGUACCAAUUUCAGGCUAUCAGUGCCUUUUCAGCUGUCAUUGACCGUCUAGGAGAGUUUGAUGAUGUACUGGAUGGAAACUCUCAAUCUUAUUCGGAUUCCAUGCAAGGGAUCACCAUUGCGUACAGUGAUUCACGUGAAUCCUCAUUGCUGCAGUCUAAUGGGAUGGUUUCAGAUAAGUGUAUGAAGUUGCUGGAUGUAAAGAACUUGAAGCUAGAAACACCAAAAAGUAAAACUACUCUUAUCAGGAAUUUAUCGCUGGAGAUGGACAACAAGGAUCAUUUACUGAUCACGGGACCUAGUGGGUGCGGGAAGACAUCACUGUUAAGAGCCAUGGCUGGCCUUUGGAGUACUGGGGAGGGAAAAAUUACGUUCUACAUAAGAGACGGAGAAAAUCCACAACUAGCUCUCUCUCCCAAUACCUAUCCGGUUCCUACUGAGAAACUUACUGCACGAUACAAAGGCAAAAGAGCUAGGGGUAUAUUUUUCCUUCCUCAAAGACCAUAUAUGGUUUUGGGAACGCUUCGCCAGCAACUGCUUUAUCCUACAUGGAGUGAAAGCAUGAAUCCGAUGGAAAGUACUAAAUUCUCUGGUUCAAUGGCUUCGUUAUUUCAAGGACCAAGCCUUCCAGAUACUGAGAAGCCCGCAGAUGAUGAUCUUGUCCAGGUGCUAGAAGAUGUUCGUCUGGGUUAUGUAUUAUCUCGUUUUAAAGGACUUGAUUCUACGUAUGAAUGGUCUAGCGUACUUUCCCUUGGUGAGCAGCAACGCCUUGCAUUUGCACGUUUACUGCUUUCGAAGCCAAAGUUGGUAUUGCUGGAUGAAUCUACCAGUGCCUUAGAUGAAGAUAAUGAGGCUCAUCUUUACAAGCAAAUUGAAGCUGCGGGAAUUACCUACAUCAGUGUUGGGCAUCGGAGGACACUUUAUGAAUUUCACUGCAGAGUCUUGCAUAUAUCCAAGAUGGACACUGGCACAGAUUCUGAUGGUAGCCAAAGGAAUUGGCUUCUCAAACCCAUCAUCAAUCAAGACAGUAGUACAGGCUCAGUUGAGCCUGUCAGUUAGAAUGACAAGGGAACUUAGAUUCUGUUAACAAAGAUGCAAACAUUGAAAUGAUUCUGUAUCUUAAAAGUGUCUUCACCCACCGAUGAUGAAGAGGGUACCUCGUACACAACAAGGUGGUAGGUAGUCUUCUCUAAACUACCCAACUAGAUUGGAUUAGGAUUGCUCAUCAAUGCCUGGAAUAACUGUUUAUAUAUGAUUUAGUUGGGGGAUGAUAGUCUUUUUAUAUAUUGGACUACUCUUGUGAUCAGGUCGUUGCAGAUGUACACACUCGAUUGUAUCUCUAUUCUAUACUUGAAUGUAAAGUAUAAAGGGAUUAUUUUGCUGAUGACACCCAUAUGGAGGUUCCAAGUGUUUCUUUUCAUGACCCUCCAAAGAUUAUUGCAUUUGUUUUUCUUAUCUGCGCAA
Messenger RNA from Papaver somniferum (opium poppy), 2965 nucleotides. RefSeq names its product ABC transporter D family member 2, chloroplastic-like. Gene Ontology annotation, biological process: transmembrane transport. Gene Ontology annotation, molecular function: ATP binding; ATP hydrolysis activity; ABC-type transporter activity. Gene Ontology annotation, cellular component: membrane. NCBI's taxonomy places the organism in Eukaryota, Viridiplantae, Streptophyta, Magnoliopsida, Ranunculales, Papaveraceae. The record is from RefSeq and is a predicted model, not a curated record. Bases 239 to 2560 code for a protein of 773 amino acids. The transcript has 10 exons.